Molecule: messenger RNA, 4489 nt
Organism: Loxodonta africana (African savanna elephant)
Lineage: Eukaryota; Metazoa; Chordata; Mammalia; Proboscidea; Elephantidae
Gene: BMP8A
Product: bone morphogenetic protein 8a
Exons: 7
Coding region: 1-1209 (402 amino acids)
Cellular component (GO): extracellular region
Molecular function (GO): growth factor activity; cytokine activity
Source: RefSeq, a predicted model, not a curated record
AUGGCCGCGCGCCCCGGCCCGCUCUGGCUCCUGGGUCUGGCGCUCUGCGCGCUGAGCGGCGGCAGCCCCGGCCCGCGGCCCGCACCCGGCUGUCCGCAGCGUCGCCUGGGCGCGCGGGAGCGGCGCGACAUGCAGCGCGAGAUCCUGGCGGUGCUCGGGCUGCCCGGGCGGCCCCGGCCCCGCGCGCCGCCCGCCGCCGCCCGGCUGCCCGCGUCCGCGCCGCUCUUCAUGCUGGACCUCUACCACGCCAUGGCCGGCGACGACGACGACGACGGCGGGCGCGCGGAGCCGGGCCUCGGCCGCGCUGACCUGGUCAUGAGCUUCGUCAACAUGGUGGAGCGCGACUACGCCCUGGCCCACCAGGAACCCCACUGGAAGGAGUUCUGGUUUGACCUGACCCAGAUCCCGACAGGGGAGGCAGUCACGGUCGCUGAAUUCCGGAUUUAUAAGGUGCCAAGCACCCACCAGGUCAACAGGACCCUCCACGUCAGCAUGUUUGAGGUGGUCAAGGAGCACUCCAACAGGGAGUCUGACUUGUUCUUUUUGGAUCUUCAGACGCUCCGAGCUGGUAACGAGGGCUGGCUGGUGUUGGACGUCACAGCAGCCAGUGACCGCUGGCUGUUGAACCAUAACAAGAACCUCGGACUCCGCCUCUAUGUGGAAACGGAGGAUGGACACAGCGUGGACCCUGGCCUGGCCGGUCUGCUGGGGAGCCGGGCGCCGCGCCCCAAACAGCCCUUUGUGGUCACUUUCUUCAGGGUGAGCCCAAGUCCCAUCCGAGCCCCGCGGGCAGUGAGGCCGCUGAAGAGGAGGCCGCUGAAGAAAACCAAUGAGCUGCCGCAGCCACACAGGCUCCCGGGCAUCUUUGAUGACAUCCACGGCUCCGUUGGGCGUCAGGUGUGCCGGCGGCACGAGCUCUACGUCAGCUUCCAGGACCUGGGCUGGCUGGACUGGGUCAUUGCCCCCCAAGGCUACUCGGCCUAUUACUGUGAGGGGGAGUGCGCCUUCCCGCUAGACUCCUGCAUGAACGCCACCAACCACGCCAUCCUGCAGUCCCUGGUGCACCUGAUGAAGCCUGAGGCCGUCCCCAAGGCGUGCUGUGCGCCCAUCAAGCUGAGCGCCACCUCCGUGCUCUACUACGACAGCAGCAACAACGUCAUCCUGCGCAAGCACCGCAACAUGGUGGUCAAGGCCUGUGGCUGCCACUGAGGCCACACCCGCCUGGGCCUGCUGCAGCCUUCCUGCCCCACCUAGUCAGGCCCCUCUCCAGGCAGGAAGCCCUCAAAUGCAGUCAUACUUCAGGCAGGGGUGGGAGGGAGGGCCCUCUGAGGUCAGCACAAUCCCCUGCCCACUUCCUGCCAGGGCUCUGGUCUUCUCCAGGACCCUCUGUUCCUCUUACCCUGGGGUUUGUGGGAGACUGUCCUUCCCCAAUCCUGGUGAGCCUAAGGCACACAGCAGCCAUGGAGGUGUGUGCUGAUGGGGGCGCCUGGGGUCAGCACCAAAGUCCUAUCUAUCUUGGGACCUGUCUGUGGCCAAGCCAGGGAAGUCCAAGGAGCAUCUGAUUCCCAAGGUUGGCUGGCUCAGGCUUUCCACCCUUCACCACAAGGUUUGGGUGUGGGCAGUCAGGGGGUCUUCCCCUUCCCAAGGGCAUAAUUAGACAAAAUGGACAUGCCUCAGCACAGUGUCUUCUUGGACUCAUAACUUGGCCUCCAGACACAGUGAAGCAUAUAGGUCAGAAACAGAACAAGCUGGAUGGGCCUCAUGACCUAAGGCUGAAGCCAAUGGGGAUGUUUGAUGGCAUUUGUCUUUCCAUCUUCCUAUGCUGGGCCUGUCCCUGCUGCUGCCUGGGGAAGAGAUGUGACCCCGCAGAAAACCUAAGAACUUGGGGCUUCCAGCUCCCUCAACCACCUCCACCAUGUUGACCCUUUUGGAGCCCAGCACUGAGACAAAGCUAACUCUUGGCAGAAGCAAGGACAGCAGCUGCUAUGAGUGGUCUGGGCUGGCACAGCACAGAUGAUACCAUUUCCUACAUGCUCGGCCAUGGCCAACAUCACUAAUCAACCUGGAUUCUUUCUCCACCAAACCCAGACAGGCCUCAAAACCCUCCACAGAAGAGCUCCAAACAGCCACUACCAACCAUUCAUAGUUGGAACAAACCCUGCGCAGGAGCAGUCCAUUCCCCACAGAGCAUGAAAGGGCUGGGCAGCCUGUGGCCAGGCAGGAUGCAAGGGAGGGUAAGCCAGUGCCCACCAGCUUCUAGGCAUUAAGAACAAACUAGUCAUCAGUCUGUGUCACCUGUGUGCCCAGGAGCCCUGUCCUGGUUCUUGGGGCCUGUGAGCCAAAAAGGCCCCUGUCCCAGGGGAGUGACAGGCAGUAAUUAAGCUGAGCUGGGUAGGGAGGUUUGUCUCAGCUUCCAGUGUUCCGGGAAACCACAGUUCUUGGAACAGCUGCUGGGAGCUGGAGUGUUUAUUUGAUUUCUGACUCGCUAAGCCUGUAAUUAACCUGCUGGUGCAGACAACAUCCAGCUGCACAAACCCUGAAAUACCGUCAUUAAAAGCAGCUCCUGGGCCCGCCCUGUCCACAGGCCCUGCCCAGGGAUGCGCAUCUCCGAGGAGGGACCUCCAGGAGAGCAGGUCUGGCAGGGCAGGGGCUGUGCUGCAGGACAGCAGCCCCUCCACCUGGACCUGGGAGACCCUCUGCUGCACAGAGGGCGGGCCCACCUGUCAACUGAGUUGCCCAUCAGCCUAGGGCGUCAAGCACAAGCUGGCAGGUGUAGGACGUGACACUGGCCCAGAUGUGAGACCUGUAUCUGGUUCCAGAUCAGCCACUGACUUGCUUGGUGUCUGGACAAGUCCCCUUCCAUAUCCAUGCUUCAGUUUCCCAUCUGUGACAUGAGGAUAUGGGACUCUCAUCUCCAGAGGCCCUUCCAGCCAAAGAAUCUGCUUGCCACCCUAUCCUGUCCUCACUCACAGCCGGAGAAUCCACAGCUGCAUCUCCACUCACAGAAGGCUGCCAUGUGACAUGCUGUCCACCUGCUGUUUCAGGACCUUACUUGACAGCUCUCCUCCCAACAUCAAGGACAGCAGAGGCUUGGAAAUUAGCUGAUUACUUGACAACUAAAUGUCAACGUUUGGUGUCUUCAAUGCCCAGCACACAACCGGGUGGUGGGGGGAGGGGGGGUGCCAGGAGCUCGACAAAGGAAUGCUUUGAAAGCGCAGACUUGGCCUUGCCCAUCGGCGCGCAGAGCAGGAACAUAAGCACCAUGAUACUCCUUGUAAGCUGCGGCUUUCCUGACAGACUUCCAGCGCCCACAGCCACCCAGGCAGCCACCAAAGAAAAUGAAUAGAAAAGGCCUCAGGGAAGUGAGGCAAUUGCAGACACAAAGCCCAUGAGGCAGGGUCAUUUGGGCUCAGAUCCAGUUACCACGACAAGCUUGUCUACCUGCUGCCUCUGCAGCCCAGAUAACACUCGAGGCUGCACAUCAGGAGGAUAAAUGAGGGCAGUCAGCUCAGGCCCACUGACAGCAAUAGAUAAGCGAUGACAGGAAGGAAGUUCACCAAGGACCACUCAGCGGGGGCAAAUGGCUUUGUCCACCUCAAACACCCCAGGGACAUCUUCACAAAUGCUGCACUGGCCCCAGUGCCAGGUCACCACACAAAUGACAUUCUCUAAUGUGUCUCUGUGUAGGGACGUGGGUAACACGCUUUGGAGAAAUUCCCUACGAAGUCACAGGGAAGGAGCGAACAAGUAGACCUGGUGUGGAAUUCUCUGCCUUUUGACUAAAUGACACAGCGUCUGAGGCUGCUGCUUGUGCCCCAAUCCGGGGGCCGGAUUUGUCCACAGGGCACUCAGCACGGUGUCUGCACAGAUGCGUUAAAUAACUAGUAUUCUGUUAGUGGUCAUAUUUUAAAUGAACUUGCAACUUCUGAGCCUCUCCUGAGUGCCUUCAUAUUAAAACUCAAUUCUCCAAGGAUGUAUCCUGGAGUUGCUGCUGUAGUUACUUCAAAGCUCUGCUCUUCCUAGAUUCUAAACUGGGUCAUCCCUUGGGAUGAGGUGAGGCCUUGCACCUGCCAUGGGGGUGACCAGCAAUGCGUCGGCCUCUGCUCGGGGCAUGGCAGUGCCCUGCCCUUGUGCUCUCAGAGAUGCUGGCAUCUCGCAGUCCUGCUAGCAGGCACAGCGCCCAUGGUGCCCUGUGGGAAGCUGAAGGGGAAAACUUUCUAUUUAAGGUUUCUCUUCUUAGUGGGAAGCCUUGACCAAGGAUCUGACCCUCUUUAAAAUAAAAAAAACUUUUUUUUCUGUCUUAAAAAAAAUUAUAUGUGCCGGGGAAAAUUUUGAAAGUAACAAACACAGAAUACAACCACCUACGAAACCACCACAGAGAGAACAGUGUUAAUAAUUCCUUCCAGUCUUUCUUCUUGGCGGGUGUUUUUGUCUUUACAUAGAAUAGACAUUUUACAGAGUUAGGAUCAUACUCUAUGUACUGUUUGAU